This is a messenger RNA of Dentiscutata heterogama, 431 nucleotides long. The record is from the annotation of a GenBank genome assembly. NCBI's taxonomy places the organism in Eukaryota, Fungi, Glomeromycota, Glomeromycetes, Diversisporales, Gigasporaceae.
AAUCACCAACAAGUAAAAGCCCAAACAUAAAAAAUGCACUUCUUUUUAAUGAGUUCAUUAAUAGCAGUGAAUUUGGGUAUAAAAGUGCAGAUGAUGAUGAUGAUACGUUUGGUGAUGAAACUACAAGUUAUAGAUCUGGAAGUUGUGAUAGAAGCAGUAAUCGUGAUUCUGAUAAUAUUAAAACAUUUACCUUGGAUAAAAUGAGCUUUGAAAGAGCCAGAGUUUUUACUGAAAAUGAAGAGAUUUGUCACAAUACGUUUUGGGAAAAAGAUGAUGAAGUUGAAGUAGAUUCAGCAUUUUCAACAGAUCUAGAAUCAACAUCAACCUCAUUAUAUAAUGAAAGUAUAGUAUUAGAAGAUGCAGCUAAUCGCAGUAAUAUACAAAACCUAUCACCUUUUGUUAUUUUAGAUCUAAUUAAUGGUCAAUUUUAG